This is a messenger RNA of Zeugodacus cucurbitae (melon fly), 582 nucleotides long. RefSeq lists its product as uncharacterized. Lineage: Eukaryota; Metazoa; Arthropoda; Insecta; Diptera; Tephritidae. The transcript is spliced from 2 exons. The record is from RefSeq and is a predicted model, not a curated record. The coding region runs from base 135 to 470 and encodes 111 amino acids.
CGUAAGUGUUUUAUAGCUAUUGAGUAUUAAAUAUUUUAAAUUGAUAAUUAAAUCUACUCUGAAAGGCAUUUAAAACGCCUAGUGAAUAAAAAAUUAAAUAAUUAAAAAAAAAAAACAAAAUAAUAAUACACAAAAUGAAAAUGAUGUGGAAAGGGUUAAUGAAAUUGAAAAAUAUGGAACAAAGAAUACGGAAGCUAGAGGAAAUAUCGGCGCAGAACACUAUACUCCUGGAGCGGAUUAUUGACAUAUUUCCACCGAUGAAGAUUGAAUUAAUGAUAUUUCCUAUUAAAAACAUGAAUGAUUUAGCAUCUACAGAAUCCUUGCUUUUGAAUAAGCCUGAGGCAGAAAUUGUGGCGUAUCUGAAGCAAACAUUUUCAAAGAGACCCCUAUCAAAAAUUUUGGAUGAAGUGAUUGCGGAGUCCCUGCUCUUAAAAGUGAAUUGGGAUGGAGCCAAAAAAAAGUUGCAUUGAAGAAUUAUGCACUUUUCAAUAAAUUUCUUUACGGUAAUACAUAAUUUUAAUUUAUGUCGUCUAUUUUUUUAACAAGUUUAAUUUUUAGAGGCCUUAAAAUAUGAUUACUCAU